AUGGCAAAAAGAAAGUCAAAACACGACCCCGAAGACCUCCCCGAUGCAUCUGAUGCCGGGAAAAACAACCAUGCCGACGACUCUGGCAGCGACGAGGACAUGGACAUGGUCAACGUCGACUUUGAAUGGUUCGACCCUCAACCCGCCGUAGACUUCCACGGCAUAAAAACGCUCCUCCGCCAACUCCUAGACAUCGACUCGCAACUCUUCAACCUCUCUGAACUCACCGACCUCAUACUCGCCCAACCACUACUGGGCAGCACCGUCAAAGUCGACGGCAAUGAAACCGACCCCUACGCCUUCCUCACCGUCCUCAAUUUAACCACACACAAGGACAAACAAGUCAUCAAAGACCUAACCGCCUACCUGGCCCGUAAAUCCAACCCCUCGCUCCCCGACCUCGCCCCGCUCCUCGCCUCCGCAAGCGCUCAAAUCGGCCUCAUCCUAACCGAGCGCUUCAUCAACAUGCCCCAUGAAAUCGUGCCCCCAAUGUAUACGAUGCUGCUCGAGGAAAUCCAAUGGGCGCUGCAGGAAAAAGAACCCUAUGCUUUCACCCACUACCUCGUGCUGAGUAAAUGCUACACCGAGGUCGCCAGCACGCUCACCACGCCCUCUGCGUCCACGGCGGGCGGCGCCGGCGCGGCCAACCCGAGCAAGAAGUCGCGCAAGGAUCGGUCGGAGGCGACGUUUUACUUUCACCCAGAGGAUGAGGUGUGGCAUAAGUAUGCGCUGGGGUGGGGGGACUACGAGUAUGAUACCCCGGUGGACGAGGGUGCGAGUGAUAGUAAGCGCGCGUUUUCCGAGUUGGGGGUCAGGCCGAGGGGGCAUUUGGUAUUGGUGGAGGCCGGGCGGUUUGAGGAGGGGGUGAAGGGUGUGCAGGGAUUUUUGGGAGGACAGCAGUAG
Molecule: messenger RNA, 903 nt
Organism: Plenodomus lingam JN3
Lineage: Eukaryota; Fungi; Ascomycota; Dothideomycetes; Pleosporales; Leptosphaeriaceae
Cellular component (GO): nucleus
Source: RefSeq, a predicted model, not a curated record